This is a messenger RNA of Pomacea canaliculata, 8108 nucleotides long. Its product is annotated as protein AF-9-like. The record is from RefSeq and is a predicted model, not a curated record. Gene Ontology annotation, biological process: regulation of DNA-templated transcription. NCBI's taxonomy places the organism in Eukaryota, Metazoa, Mollusca, Gastropoda, Architaenioglossa, Ampullariidae. The coding region runs from base 675 to 3314 and encodes 879 amino acids. Gene Ontology annotation, cellular component: super elongation complex. The transcript is spliced from 5 exons.
UGUAUGUGCAUGUAUGCAUAUUUUCUCUUCGCCCUUCUCUGGUUCUGUCAUUUGCUCUGACCCAGCCACUACAUAUCGAGAUGAACAUUUGUUCUCUACUAAAACAUCAUAAACAUAAACAGAAAGUCAAUUAAAACUGCAGUUGAACAGUAGAUAAUUGUUCUCUCAAAGUUUUAUGUAUAUGCCUGACUUAAGAGCUAAGUCAAUAGAAGUCAUAAAAGAUCAAUUGUAAUAUUUAGCAUCUAUUCCUGGAUACAGCCUUCUGCCUCUGUUGCUAUCAGAAAUUAAACAUAAAAGCUUGAUGGUGUGAUGCUGGUUAAACACCUGGCAGGAUCAAUAGCUUAGAAAGGUAAAGCAGAAUAGUGCUAGGACUGACCUCAAAAGUAUAAUCUGUUCAGGCUCCUCUUGUGACUUCAACAUAGCUAGGGGCUUAAUCAGGGAGGCACUCAAUUGACUUAAACUCAGAUGACCAGCUGUCGGCAUUGAGGAAGUAAGGCAGACGGACUUUCCUUUUUAGGUGACAUCUGUGCUGUUAGAUGAUGUCAAUGAACCAGCUUUGAUGCAUUAUGCUGGGCUAGGCACAUUAGUAACUGUCAGGAUAUGAUCUUGCUUUCACUGUUCAGUUUGUUGAAUUUUGUUUCUGCUGCAGCAUUGAUUCUUGGGCCUACCACUAAAUGUCAUGCUUCGCAGGCUCAACAUAUGAAGACGUGGUGACUGUUCAAAUUGAGCUUGGCCACAAAGCUGAUUUUAAGCCAAGGCCAUCCCCUGAGGGCUUCACUCAUGACUGGAUGGUGUUUGUGCGUGGUCCAGAUGGCACGAACAUUCAACAUUAUGUAGAGAAGGUGGUCUUUCAUCUCCAUGACACCUUCAAAAAUCCAAAGAGAGUUGUGACAGAGCCACCAUAUGCAGUAUCAGAAAGUGGGUAUGCUGGAUUCCUACUGCCUAUUGAAAUUUUCUUCAGAAACAAGCAACAGCCUCGUAAAAUUCGCUUUGAAUAUGAUCUCUAUCUUAAUGGAGAAGGAGCAGGACCAGUUAACAACAAACGUCAUGAAAAGCUGAAGUUUUCUAAUCCCUCGGAAGACUUUCGACAGAAGCUGUUAAAAGCUGGAGCUGUGAGCAGUAUUGCAGCAGCAGCAAACCAGCCAUUUAUGGAUUUGUUUGGCCCUCCUAUCAAGACAAGUUUGGUGGACAGUCCAAAGAAACAUAAGAAUAAGGAUAAAGAUAAAAGCUACAGCAGAGGUAAACAUUCACCAGCUACAUCAAAUUCUUCGUCCACCUCAGAAAAAGAUUCAAAGAGCGACAGCCACAUUCAUGUUUCAGGGAAAGACAUUUCCAAUUCUAUUUCGGCACCACAGAAGGACAGAGAUGUUACAGCUUCUUCACAAAGAGACAAGGAAGGAUUCUCAUCAUCAUCAAAAGAUAGAGAAAACACUUCUUCACACAAAGACAGUAGCAGUAGCAGCUUGUCACAAAGAAGCUCAUCAUCAGCAAGAGAAAAAGAAAGGGAUUCCACAUCAUCCUCUAGUCAUAAGGACAAAGAUACUUUGUCUCAUAAAGAUUAUAAAGGUGGUGGCACUGGACUUUCUCAUAAGGAAAAAAAUGGUUUCAAAAAGAGUAGCUCUAGUUCAGGCCAUAGAGAGACCAGUUCUUCAUCAGCUCCGUUGUCAUCAUCUACAUCCCAUGGACAGAAAAGCAGUAGUUCAUUUUAUAAAAGUAGCCACAGAGACAUUUAUGGUUCUAGCGUGAAGGCCAGUCCUGGAAAAGAUGUGCAGGGAACCACAGACAUGGGUUCUUCCUUGAAAGAAGGGUCAUCUAACCACAAAAAGAAAUCCAAAGACAAAGCAGGCCGAGACAAGGAGAGUGGUGAGUCAACAAGCAAGCGAGCAUUAGAGCCAGUAGCAAUGGGAGACAACCCUUCCACAAAAAAAAGAAAGUUGGACAGUAAAAACAGUUCUUCCAAAAGCAAAUCGAAAUCAGAACAUGACAAGUCCUCCUCAAAGGACAGCAGUGCGAAGUCCAGUUCCAAGAAUGAGUCGUCUAAGCCCCCAAAGAAGAAGGAGGGCAAAUCUGAAAAUUCUAAAAUGCCAGAAGAAUUAGAUUCAAGAUCUUCAUCUGCAACUAGCAGUAAAAGGAAGAGCAUAGAGAAGCGAGUGGCGGACGACAUAGACAAAAAGGGGGAAAGCAGCAAGAAGACUUGCACCCCAGCGUUGAUGCAGCGAAGGCCCAGCAACAGCUCUGUGAGUUCAGAAGUCUCCACAGUGUCCAGCCUCCAGUUCACAGAUGAGGAGGAAGAGCGCCCCGGCCUAGACAUUUCAAACCUCAUGGCCGAUCUAGGUAGUCCUAGUGACAAAGAGCAAAACAGCAAGCCAAAACCUAAACUGGCAUCUCCAGCUCCAUCUUCACCAGUUCCUGUGCAUUCGGGAUCCUUAUUAUCAAAAUCCAAAACAUCAAAAAUGUCUUCUUCAAGCAUAUCGUUGAAAAAAAAGUCACCACCUUCUCCAGUGAAUUUUUCAAACAAUGCAUCUUCAUUGUCUUCAUCAAGAUCAUUAAAGCCUUCUGCCUCAACUUCAUCCACAAAGAAAAAAUCACCAAACUCCUCGUCAUCAAAAAACAGCCGACCACCCUCCUCUUCCACAGAUAAAACCAAAGAAAAGAAAAUUUCCAGUGACAAACAGCAAGAAAAGCUUUCAAAAGAGAGCAAAGCUGAAAAAUGUGAACCCAAGACAGACAGCCCUCAAGCUCUCCCUCCAGUCUCCCGGAAAGAAUCACAAAGUUCUGUUCUAGAAAAAGUCAAUAGGGUUGACAAGAAAAAAAAUGAAACUACUGCACCUCAGAAAGCUUUGAAGGUUGAGAGGAAAAGCUCGGAAGAGGAGGGGGAACUUUCUUCCUCAUUAAAUCUUUCAGAUAGUAGUGACGAAGAAAUGGAAAUGGUAGUUAAUGAUGACAGAAGAGGGAACAGUGCAUCAGUAUCUAGUGAAACAGUUCCACCCCAGGCAGACCCCUCAAAUGUGGGUGCACCAGAUCGGAGGGUCAGUGUAGACAGUAUGCAUCACAUGUCCCAUGAGAAUGGUGGAUUGUUUUACAAGGAUGAUCUUGCAGACAAUGGAUACACUUUGUGGAGUCUUGUGUUGUUGCAAAAAGAGAUUGAAAGUGUCUCGGAACCAUCUGUGCUUCAAGAAAUUGCCGAAUUGGUCUUUGAUUCUGGGAAAUCCGCAACUUAUGAUGAUACCUUUGAAUUCGACCUAUGUGCCAUGGAAAAGGACGUGGUAGAUAAAAUCAGAGACAUUGUCUCUCAGCAUCAUAGAAACCCUUGAUUUUUUUUGUUUUUUGUUAUUAUUAUUAUUUAAAAGUGUUUUGCUUCUGGCUGGUUUUGUUUGAUCAGAGCAUACCUGAAUUUCCUGCCAUAAUGUUUGGAGCUGUGUGCUGUUGAAUGAUCUGUUGACAGCAAACUGUACCAGACUGAUAGAAUAAAGAAGUCUGCAUUUCAUCAACAUGAGAUUCUCUUGAUUGGCUUUUAACUGCUGCCACAGCACAUGCAUCAAGUAACUAUCAGACACCUGCAAGGACCGGAAUCGACCUUCAUUGUUUAGGAAAUUACCAUCCACAUGUUAGUAUAGUGAUGUGCUCUUAUGACCCACAAGUUCCUGGUCUGUUGAUGUUGCCUUUUAAUUAGGACUUAGUUCUGCUGACUUGGACAUAUUGAAGACAUCAGUCAGAACUUGGAAGAAGGGGGAUCCCUCCAAAAAAAAACAAACAGCAGUUUGUGCUAGCAUCAGCUUUGCCCUUAAUUGUUUCUGAAUGAAGAAAAGAUUGUGUUUGCAAUAUUUCUUGUGUGUUUGUGUGUCAUGCUUUUAAAGGCAUCUUUAUGUUGUGUAGCUUUACACCUCCCAUUUUCUUCCAGCUUUUUCAUUUGAGGGACACGACUUCCUGCUUUUUUGAAUAAGAUUAUGAUUUUAGUAAGAUUAUGUCUUCUUACCUGGAGUAUGAGUUCUUUGAGUCAGUUUUUGGUAAAUGUCUGCUGGCAGUUAUUAUGGCUACAUUUUUCGGUUUCUGUUAAUGGGGUCUAGUCAAACUUGAUAAUAUAGUCUGAAAAUGGAGCCUCGCCUGUGUUUAUUAACAUUCCAUUUCCUGUUUAACUCUGGCUAGUAUUGUACUGGUGAUUUGUGUAUGCUAUUUUUGGAUAGCAACGUGUGAAUAUCAGACACAAAUUUUUAAGAGUUUAAGUAAAAGGAUGUGGUCUAAAAAAAUUUGAUUCACAAUAAGGUUUUCCUUUGACACCAGUCAGCAGUACUUUCCGUGGCCAGACAUGCCAUCUUUCAGCUGUUAGACUGGUGUGACAAUAUAUACUGGGAAGUAAGAAUCUUACUUCUUUUGUGAUGGCAUUUAUAUGAACCCUGCCACACACCCAUUUGUUAGAUCAUUUUGGGUUUUGUAUAAAUACCAUUAUAAAAUUCUGUAUAUUGCAGAUUUGUUCAAAAAAAUCUCUAAAUAUUUCUUUUUAUUUCAGAUCUGAAUUAAUUUUAUUGUCUGCUUGUCCCAUCACCCCUGUCAUUUUCUUCCCACAAAAAAAAAAAAAAGCAGAAAGCAAAAGGUCUCAAAAGCUGUAUAUUCCAAUGCGCACAUCAUUCUUUUAAUGUUGAAGUUCAAAGGCAUAGAACUUCUUUCCUAAUAGUGCAUGACUAUUGUUUUUGCAUUCACGCAAUUACACUUGGAGACCUGCUCUUAGGAUGAAGCUGGCAGUCAUCUGCUGAGCAUCCACAGACCCCUAUAUCUUGAUGUUACCAGCGCCAGCAAAGGCCAGACCUCUGCCCUCAGUUCCUGGAUGAGACUACUCACCUGUAGGAUGUGCUGUGUAGUCUGUUUUAUGUUCCCACAAGAAUAUGAUGGGAUGAAAUGAGGUGUAGUUUCGAGAUGUGUAGCUUAAUGUAAGACUUCUUUUCAGCCUGUUCUUUCUCAUUGCAAACUUUUUUCUUUGAUGUAGCAUGGAGAAAAGAUUGUUUGUUAAUGCUUGUAAUAGCUUUAUUCAUUUGCACAGUUGUGGUCGCUGUUCCAUUUUAUUUAUGUCAGUACAAGCUAGCCAUUUAGGUUUCAUGAAAACCACUUGCCAAGUCUCUUUUUUAUUUAACAGUAGCACACUAAGAGGCAUUAUAAGUGAAACAAAAAUAGUCCCUAUGAAAGAUAGAGGACUUUGAUAUUUUAUUUUAAUAAUUGUGUACUGUUUUACUGACACAUCAUGACUGUGAUCUUUCUGUUUGCAAUGUAUGUUUCAUUUUUGAAUGAUGGUAAGAAAGAGAGAGACUUAGUGUAAGAUUUGAUUUGUGCUGUGCUGCAAAGGUGGAUUUACAUACAUUUCUGUCUCCAUAGAGUGAAAUGAGUGGUUGUAUUCUGACCAUAUGUGAAUUUAAUUUAUGACAAAGACUUCAACAAGGCCUUGUCUUUAAACUAGAAUAUAUGGAUCUAUGGUAGAAAAUAUUUUUUACUUUUUCCCUCUACCUUUUCACCAAUGUAUUCAAUAGAAAAGCAAGUUUCUCGCCACUAGUAGCUUUUAAAAGGGCAAUAACCUGCUGAUCUGGUCAUACCAUUCUACACCUAAGCUACACCCAGCUCACGAUGGUUACUCUGUAACCAGAUCUCUGAGUAACGCUGCAUACUGUGGAAGGGAGAUUAGGACACACUCAAAGCUUCAUGUAGAGAAGUAUGCAUGUGCCAGUGCUGCUGUUGCUAAUGUUCAUAUCCUCAAGUGUUUGUUAUUUAUAAAUGAGUUUCUAACCAGUCCUAAUUUUAGUUCACAUGAGCCUUGGAUGCAAUUAUAUUUGAGUCAUAUGUGAAGUAACUCUUUUCAGAGUGGGGUCAAGUUUUCAAUAACUGCAUUUAAGUGUGAUGUCAUUUACUUUUCCUAUUACAGAUUCCUUGGUUUUUUUAAUUGAGCUCCCACCCACUCCAGAUACUAGUGAUCAAUUUGCAUGGACUUGUUGAGGGAUUUUCUGCUGUCAUCUUCUGGAGAAAUUGACAAUAGAAAAUUGCUAAAUGUACUUUUGUCUUUGGCAGAAUAAACUCAUAUUCUUGUCUAAUGAAAGUCACAAAAUGGGCUAUGAGUUCCAAGUUGGAAAUUAUUCCUGACAGUUUGGCCUCUCAGGCAAGAAUUUUCUACGGGUUGUGUACAGUUCUUAGUCAUGAACAAAUUUUUCAAGGGUCUGAAUUCAUGUGCAUACAAGCCAUUGUAGCAGAACUUCUUUGGCUCCUAAAGUUAUUUGUGCACAAACGGUUGCCGUAAGUACUUAAACACUAUGACCAUGCAUAAAACACCAGCUUCAGCAGCCCUGCCUGUUGGAAAUUGCAUGAAUUGUGAAGUUGUUACACAAAUUUCGGUUGCUUUAGCGGAGACUAUCAUGGUUGAAUGGCCCAUCUUUGUUGUGCAAAACCCUGGGUUAUAUAGAGUCUAUAUACAGAGUGCGAUGUUAAUUACCUGCAGGGGGUUUACUUGUGAACACUUCGAGCUUAGCCACUUUGGCUACAUUUUGUGGGUUCAGACACACCGUACUAUUCUAGCCACUUGAUCUGGCUUGUGUGCAGAUGCACAGUUCAACCUUGGCUAUUUGUUCUGGGUUGUGAACACGCAAUGGUUAAUUAUUAAGUUUCAAGGUUUUUUUUGUAUAAGAAAAAUAGACAUUAACAUUUAAAGCUAGUAUAAGAACAAGCUUAAUAUCCAGUGGAAAUUAAGAAUUUAUAAAGCAUAUGCUUCUUGUUAAUAACAAAUGAAUAGGAGAUGGAGGAACAUUUUAGAACUGUUUUGCUAAAAUCUAGGUCAGUUUAGUGUCUGCUUGUGCUGGUGGGUUUUGCAUCACUUUAAUAUUCUGGAAACAUGCUGCUAUUGUGGAAAACAGAUGCUCUAUUUAAAAUUCUGCUGCAAAAGAGACAAACUGCCUCUUGUUAUAGUGGUUUAGAAUAGCUUUGGCUCAUAUUCUUUAGAAAUGCAAGUUUUGCAUACAUUUUUAAUAUACUUGAGUUGCAUUGACUUCAAGCUGCUUAUCUAAAGGGGUUCAAUUAUCUGUUUACCUGUUAUUGCAUUACUGUUGGUCUUCCUGUCUUAUAGUUUUAAAAUUUUUUUUUAAGAAUUUGUCAACUCAAGGCUGGUUGGUGUUUUCAUCGCAGGGAAUUUGUUCUUGAACAGUAUUUGUCUGUUGCAGCAUUUGCAAUUGAUACACCAAACAUUUUUGUAAGGUAGCAUGUCAGACAGGUCUCAUGCUUCUGCGUAUUUGCAUGUAUCCACAAUCCUUCUUUGUGCAGCUAUAUCUUAACGCGAGGAGUGGUUAUGUCUCAGAGUGUAGUUAUCAGAUACUGAUGGCUUUGUUAAAAGUCUAAAAAAAAAUUGAAAGAUGAUAGCACCAUUUUGCAAGAAAUGUGUUAAAUGUUAGAAAUUCCAGAACAAGAAAAAGUUUUUUAUUUUUUUUAUUACUUUUCGUUUUAGAAAAAUCUCUCCUUUUAGAAACUUUUCUUUUAGAAAUGAUGAGGGGAGAUACUGUUGGUCUUUGGCUCUUGUGGAGCAGUUUCUAAAAUAAAACAGGUUUUAAAAGUGAGAAGGUUUAUCUGAAAAUGUUAAAUGUUCAUAACAUGUGAAGAGUUUAUCCUUAUUUGCCAGGCCUUCACUGUCAUGAGGAUCUGUACCUAGCUUAAGAUCAUGCAUGUAUGUGUCCAUUCUUUCAUUUCCUGGGUCAAAAUAUUUUCCAGGGAUAAUUCAUUCGUGAUCUGAUUAAUUCUUUACUGAUCCCUGGCUUUGUAUGAUAAACGGCAAUUUUAGUCUCAACCAUUGUCAUGUUGAACUUUGUGAUCAAUCAUUAUACUUUGAAAGUUGGAACAUUUCAUUGACCUUUCCUGUAGGACAGCAGUGUCCAGAUAUUUGAUGUGUAAUCCACCAAAACCGUAUGUGACUUUACACUGAAAACAUAGUGUUGCUCAAAAAUAAAAAUAAGAUUAUGGUGGAGAUAAUGUUAUAAAUAAUUUGUCAUUGGCAGUAUGCUGUUGAUUACAAGCAAAUUGUGGUUUGAUGUAUGCUGAUCACAAAAAAAGACAAAAUAAGAGAGAAAUAUCAAUAAAGCACACAAAGCUGC